Molecule: messenger RNA, 906 nt
Organism: Cornus florida
Lineage: Eukaryota; Viridiplantae; Streptophyta; Magnoliopsida; Cornales; Cornaceae
Product: F-box/kelch-repeat protein At3g06240-like
Exons: 2
Coding region: 1-906 (301 amino acids)
Source: RefSeq, a predicted model, not a curated record
AUGGACUUUUUAUUUCACAACAAUCCUCAUCGCGAAUGUCAAAUCAUUGGUUCUUGCAAUGGGUUGAUUUGCAUGUUGGUAGAAUUUUAUUUUUCGGUUGAGGUUUAUGUAUUCAAUCUUUCAACAAGGGAGGCCAAGCAAAUACCGGAUUUUAGGGGUUUUUUCUCCAAUUUCCCUAGUGACAGGGUUGGAUUUGGGUACGACAAUUGUUCUGAUGAUUACAAAGUGGUGGCAAUAGGCGACAAUAGCAUCUAUGUGUAUUCACUUAGAAUAGGUUCUUGGACAAAAGUAGUUCAAGACGUUAUUCCUAUGUUCAAUUUUCGUGCUUCUGCUGCUAAUGGGACGCAGCAGCUGAACGGAGCCCUCCAUUGGCUUUGUUGGAAAAACGAUUCCGACGAAGUGCCACCGGAGAUUGCUGCUUUUAGUUUGGUGGACGAGAAACUGUGGAAGAUUCCCUUGCCUACUUCCUUCACCAAUUUUCGAAAGGCCCGAUUGGGCGUGUUUGAAGGAUGCCUUUGUAUACUACCGUGUUGUUGUGACGAUGAAUUUUGGGUUAUGAAGGAAUAUGGGGUGAUGGAGUCUUGGACUACACUUGAGAUUAAUGUCCCAUUUUCAAACAUGUUGAAGCCAUUGGGUUCGCCGACGAGGAAUAUUGAUGAAGCUCUGCUGUUGAUAGACGAGACUAAGUUAGAAUUAAGAACAGGGUUCAACCAGUUUGACCGGGUGGUGGUGGCCGCGGCGGCCUCUUUGGUUGUAGCUUUGGGGCGGGUUGUGGUUUCCGCGGCCGCCGCCUUGGUUGUAGAUUUGCGGCGGGUGGUGGUGGCUGCUGCGGCAGCUGAGGUACUAAUAAUUGUUGUUGCUGCAUUGCAGCGGGUGGUAGUGGCCUCGGCGGCAGCUGAUACAUAA